ACUAAAAAUUGUACAAAAUUUGACGUUUACAUAACCUAAAAUUUUAAUAACUUUUCACGAAGAAUUAGCUUAACUGGGCUUUCAAAAUGUGUAGUUUAAUUCGAAGCACACGAAAUCUUAUAAAGCCUCAAUUUCACUGUGCUUGUUACUCAGCUUUGAAGCAGCCAAAGCCGGAAGAACCAGACGAGACGUUAUCGAAGCCUGUGGAGCCCCCAAAGCAAGCAGAUAACAAACCGGCAGUAACUGAACAAAAGUAUGAUUCCAAACUGGUUACUAAAGAAGAUAUGAAGUGGCGUACUCCAUGGCAUCAAAGGGAAGCGAGUUUUUACAGUACUUUGAGGACAUUUUAUUCAGAGCAUAAUCAAAAUGACUUACUUAAACUUCUGCAAACUCCUAUCAACUUAACCCCUUCUGCAAUUAAGAAAUGGUGGACUGAAAAAAAGGAAUUCAAAGAAAUGAUGCUGCAGUCGUAUAUUCCUGAAAGAAAUCAAACAUUGGGUAAUGAGUUGGCUGCUGCUCAUUUUAUAGUGCAUAGAGGAGGGGCUGUCAAGUUUUACAACGAGGACUGGUGGAUAAAAGCUAACAAAUAUAAUGAAUACAAAUUGCCGAGGUUUUAUCAGGAGGAUAAAGUGCUGCAAGCUAUUGAUUGUACUGAUAUGAAUUUGUUUUAUGAAGGAUUAGUUAAUUUAAAGGAUUUGAAACAAGUUGAGUGGUUGAGAUUUAGUGGUGUUGAAAAAUUUGACGAUUGGUAUUUGGAUAGGAUUAGCAAUAUGUUCAGACAUAGCUUAGUAUAUUUAGAUAUACGGGAUUGUCCAAAUUAUACAGAAAGGGGCUUAGGUGCUUUACAUAGAAUGGAAAAACUAAAGAUUUUGUGUAUUGAUGAUAUGUUAAUGACUGAGUCGUUUGAAAUGACAUGUUUGUUGUUGCAAGAAGUUAAUCCAGACUUGGAUAUAAAAAUUGGUGAUUUUGAAUAAAUUAUACAAAUUUCUAGUUUUAGUUAAGCGAUAAACCUUUGUAUAAAUAAAUAUUUGUGAAUAUA
Tribolium madens (black flour beetle) is the source of this 1039-nucleotide messenger RNA. RefSeq names its product distal membrane-arm assembly complex protein 2. Bases 87 to 974 code for a protein of 295 amino acids. Lineage: Eukaryota; Metazoa; Arthropoda; Insecta; Coleoptera; Tenebrionidae. The record is from RefSeq and is a predicted model, not a curated record. The transcript has a single exon.